AUGGAUCAGAAAACUCUUGAAUCUCUUGGAUUUGAAGGAUCGCCUUCUUCUGUACAACAACAACAACAAUCGAUGAGAUUUGGGAUCGAGCAGCAACAGCAAGGGAAGAAGAAACGUGGUCGACCUAGGAAGUAUGCUCCUGAUGGAGGAACUGGAGGAGUAGGGUUUACACCACAUGUGAUUGAGGUGAAAACUGGAGAGGAUAUAGCUAUGAAGGUAAGGGCGUUUUCGUUGCAAGGACCAAGAGCGAUCUGUAUUCUCUCAGCUACAGGAGCUGUAUCUGGUGUGAUGCUUCGUCAAGCUACUAAUUCUAAUGGAGCUGUUAAACAUCAUGAGAUGUAA
Molecule: messenger RNA, 342 nt
Organism: Arabis nemorensis
Lineage: Eukaryota; Viridiplantae; Streptophyta; Magnoliopsida; Brassicales; Brassicaceae
Source: the annotation of a GenBank genome assembly